Molecule: messenger RNA, 945 nt
Organism: Panonychus citri (citrus red mite)
Lineage: Eukaryota; Metazoa; Arthropoda; Arachnida; Trombidiformes; Tetranychidae
Exons: 1
Coding region: 99-680 (193 amino acids)
Source: RefSeq, a predicted model, not a curated record
GUUUUCCAAUUUUUUCAUUUCGUUUAAUUUUAAUUACGUUUGAAACAUUUAACUUACUUUUUAAUUGUAAUUGUUUUCAUUUUAUUUAUAUUGUGAAAAUGUCCAAAUUGAUUAGACUUCCGAGUAGAUUGUUGAAUAUAGCAGGUGGUUGUCGUGUUAAUGGUAAAGCCUCUUUUUCUGGUUCCGUUAAACUGGUCAAGUCAAAUUGUGGUAAAUCUUUAAUUGAUUGUGGACACUUGAAAAUGUUCAUUAAACCAACUAUUUCUGGUUGUAAUUUGAAUCAUUUUUCAACCCAAUCAAGUGAUCCUAAGAAUAUUCUUAAUCCUGAUGAAAGAAUCACUGUCUCUGAAUAUAAAAAAAUUGUCGAUUCUGGAGAAAAACAUUUACUGAUUGAUGUUCGUCCUGCUGAAGAUGCUGAUGUUGUUAAAUUGGACCAAGCAAUUAAUUUACCCCUUAAAAAGCUUCUACAUGAGGAAGGAUUGAAACAUUUCGAAAAAUUGUCUGAACAAAUCAUUAAAGACGGAGGAAAGGUCUACGUUAUGUGUCGAAAAGGAAUAGCAUCGCAAAUUGCUGUUAAAUACUUGAAGGAAAAAACAUCAGAAAAUGUGGAAAUCAAAGAUAUCGUUGGUGGAUUAACUGCUUGGUCUAAAGAAAUUGAUUCUUCAAUUAGGAUUGAUUAAUCUCCACGAUUGUAAAUAGUCAUUCAAUACAAUAUUACUAAGAAGGAGAGAGAGAGAGAGAGAGAUGUGAAAGUGAAUCAAUUUAUUUUAUUGUUUACAGUUAUUGUAAUUUAUCAUUAUUGGAAGAUUGCUGAUGAUUAGAUUGAUUGUUACCAUCAUCCUCCGAACAGCAAUAACAAUUACUCGCUGACGAUGUUGAGACUGACAUUUUAUUCCAAUAUUCAAUUAACGAUUUAACUCUGAAUGAAUGUUUCUUAAAAUGUUC